UAAACCGUCCGUCUUCCGUCCGUUAAUUCACUUUUGAGUGGACGAGCUAAGCACCGGUCAUCCGAUUAUCCGUCCGUCACUCAUCUCCGGCCCCACACCUGAGUGAAAAGAAUGAAGAAAACUGGGUUUUCGAUGGCCGGCUUGGAGUGUUGGUUCAAAUUAAGAAGCAGUUGACGCUAAGAUAUCUGUUUCUUGGUAGUGAGAUUGGAGAGAGCAUCACCAAAAUUAAAAUCCAAACUUCCCCGCUCAAUUCCAAAACUCAGUCCCAUAUAUAUCUCUCCCACGUCCAAUCCGCCAUGAACAAGUAGAAGAAGACCAUCACAAUCACCAUCUGUAGAGUCCAUUUGUGCAAAGCACAAACUGGAAAACCCACAAUACCCAUGUCCCAAUCCCAAAUGAUCCUUCUAAUCCUACUCUCCCUCCUUUCUUCGUUAUCUUCAUCUUCUUCUUCUUCAAACCCAUUUCUCAAACCUCCACCUCUUCCUAUUUUGCCCCUCCCUUCUGCUUCCCAGCUCCAAUGGCAGCUCGGCCACAUGGCCCUCUUCCUCCACUUUGGCCCCAACACCUUUACAGACUCCGAGUGGGGCACCGGCCACGUUGACCCUUACGUCUUCGACCCCUCCAACCUCGAUCCAUCUCAGUGGGUUCGUGUCGCCAAGGAAUCUGGCUUUUCUCGCGUGAUCCUCACCGCCAAGCACCACGAUGGGUUCUGCCUAUGGCCCUCCGAGUACACCGACUACUCUGUGCGCUCUAGCACCUGGAGAAAUGGGACUGGUGAUGUUGUCGGGGAACUGGCUAAGGCUGCUAUGGACGCAGGCAUUGGAUUGGGUCUUUAUCUUUCGCCGUGGGAUCGGCACGAGGUGUGUUAUGGGAAGACUUUGGAUUAUAAUGAGUUCUACAUGGGGCAGAUGACUGAGUUGCUCACAAGGUAUGGUGACAUUAAGGAGGUGUGGUUGGAUGGUGCGAAAGGGGAAGGAGAGAAGGACAUGGAGUAUUUCUUUGAUACUUGGUUUAGUCUCAUUCAUCAGCUCCAGCCUGGGGCUGUAAUUUAUUCUGAUGCUGGUCCUGAUACCAGGUGGAUUGGGGAUGAGGCUGGUGUUGGGGGGUCUACUUGCUGGUCACUUUUCAAUCGAAGUGCUGCCAAGAUUGGUGACACUAAUCCUAAAUACUCUAUGGAAGGAGAUCCACUUGGUCAUGAGUGGGUACCUGCUGAGUGUGAUGUCUCGAUUAGGCCUGGUUGGUUUUGGCAUGCGUCAGAAGUUCCCAAAUCUGCGAGAACUCUUCUUGACAUAUACUACAAGUCAGUUGGCAGAAACUGUCUCUUGUUGCUAAAUGUGCCCCCAAACUCCUCAGGUCUUAUAUCGGCUGAAGACAUACAGGUGCUUCAAGAAUUCAGCGAUCUCCGGAGGUCCAUUUUCUCCCAUAAUCUUGCUUUUAAUGCUCUUGUUAAUGCUAGCAGUACCUGGGGAGGCAAUAGCGAUUCUCAUUUCAACCCCCAGAACGUCCUCAAAGAAAGUAUUUACUUCUAUUGGUCCCCUGAGGAGAAUCAAACCGAUUGGGUCUUAUACUUAAACCUUCAAGAAUUAGUAUCUUUCAAUGUUCUGCAAGUUCAAGAACCAAUUCACAUGGGACAGCGUAUUAUCAAAUUUCACCUUGACAUCUUGACGGAAGAUGGGCAGUGGAAGAAAGUGAUCAAUGGCACUACAGUUGGAUAUCAGAGGCUGUUGCAGUUCCCGACCGCAAAAUCUCAGUAUUUGAGGUUUGUAAUCGAUAGGUCUCGGGCAGAUCCACUUAUUUCAUAUUUUGGAAUUUUUAUGGAUGAAUAUUCCAUUGUGAAUAACAUAUCCAAUACAAGCUCAGGAGUACAUCUCAAUGGCAGUCAAGUUAUUCAGCAAAUCACAUACAACCAUUCUCAUAUUGUCGUCCCUAUAUAACUGUAAAAUUUCAUUGUAUCCUUGUAUUUGUGAUUGUCCAAACGUUGUAAUACAUUCUUAGAAGAUUCCUUAUAUGCAAAAUUACACCUAAAUUCUUUUUGGUUGCUAAA
Juglans microcarpa x Juglans regia is the source of this 2044-nucleotide messenger RNA. RefSeq names its product alpha-L-fucosidase 1. Gene Ontology annotation, cellular component: lysosome. Gene Ontology annotation, biological process: fucose metabolic process; glycoside catabolic process. NCBI's taxonomy places the organism in Eukaryota, Viridiplantae, Streptophyta, Magnoliopsida, Fagales, Juglandaceae. Gene Ontology annotation, molecular function: alpha-L-fucosidase activity. The record is from RefSeq and is a predicted model, not a curated record. The coding region runs from base 381 to 1934 and encodes 517 amino acids. The transcript has 3 exons.